Molecule: messenger RNA, 1641 nt
Organism: Thyridium curvatum
Lineage: Eukaryota; Fungi; Ascomycota; Sordariomycetes; Thyridiales; Thyridiaceae
Exons: 2
Coding region: 1-1641 (546 amino acids)
Biological process (GO): mitochondrial seryl-tRNA aminoacylation
Cellular component (GO): mitochondrion
Molecular function (GO): ATP binding; tRNA binding; serine-tRNA ligase activity
Source: RefSeq, a predicted model, not a curated record
AUGAGGACAGCAAGGGCGCCCGCCCGGUGUCUCCAAUGCCUCCUCCGGCCCUCCAUACCGCAGCGACCCGCGCCCGCCGCAAGCAGAUUCUUCCAUGCGUCGAGGCAAUUACGAGCCAGCGAUGAGCCGUCCGGGCCCCGGAUCACCAAUACCAAGCAGGAGCCGCAGCAGCCGCUCAACGACCUCGGCGACGACGCCCUCGGGCCCAGGCGGCCCAGCACGGCGCCCAAGCCCGUCGUCGACAUCCGCCACAUCCGCCAGAACCCGGCCCUGUACGAGCAAAACUGCCUCGAGCGCAACUACAGGGCCCAGGCCGCCUUCCCGGCCCGCAUCAACCUGCUCUUCGACCAGUGGCAGGACCGCCAGCGCGAGGGGCGCGCCCUGCGCGAGCGCUCCAACCUGCUGCGCCGCCACCUCGCCAACCCCAACACCACGGCCCUCGCCGACGACGGCACCGACGCCUCGGCCGCCGACCUGCACGGCCGCCCGCGCGACGACGUCCUCGCCGAGGCCCGCGACCUCAAGGCCCGCCUCGCCGCCAUCGAGGACGCCGAGGCCGGCCUCCAGGACGAGAUGGAGCGCCUCGCCCUCGCCGUGCCCAACCUGACCAGCGACCAGACGCCGCGCGGCGACGAGGCCCUCGUCCUCUCCUACAUCAACGACCGGCCCGAGCCCCGCGGCCGCGAGUCGGACCGCGUCUGGCGCUCCCACGUCCACAUCGGCAGCGAGCUCGGCAUCCUCGACUUUGCCGCCGCCGCCGCCACCUCGGGCUGGGGCUGGUACUACCUCGUCGGCGAGGCCGCCCAGCUCGAGCAGGCCCUCGUCCAGUACGCCCUGACCGUCGCCUCCCGCGCGGGGUGGACCCAGGUCGCCCCGCCCAGCAUGGUCUACUCGCACAUCGCCUCGGCCUGCGGCUUCCAGCCCCGCGACCAGAACGGCGAGCAGCAGAUCUACGCCGUCGCGCGCCCGCAGAGGGACAGGGACGGCGGCCGCAGCCCGGAGCUCUGCCUCGCGGGCACCGCCGAGAUCCCCCUCGCGGGCAUGAAGGCCGAGUCCCAGCUCGACGAGACCGAGCUGCCCGCCCGCCGCGUCGGCGUCUCGCGCAGCUACCGCGCCGAGGCCGGCGCCCGCGGCGCCGAGACAAAGGGCCUCUACCGCGUCCACGAGUUCACAAAGGUCGAGCUCUUCGCCUGGACCGAGCCCACGCCGCGCGCCGCCGCCGAGGUCUUCGACGAGGUGGUCGACCUGCAGACCGAGAUGCUCGGCUCGCUCGGCCUGCACUGCCGCGUCCUCGAGAUGCCCGCGUCGGACCUCGGCGCCUCGGCCACCCGCAAGUGCGACAUCGAGGCCUUCUUCCCCAGCCGCGCCGAGCUGCGCGGCCGCGGCUGGGGCGAGGUCACGAGCGCCAGCAUCUGCUCCGACUACCAGACCCGCCGCCUCGCCACCCGCGUCCGCUACGACGGCAAGAUGACCUACCCCUGGACCGUCAACGGCACCGCCAUGGCCGUGCCCCGCGUCCUCGCCGCCAUCCUCGAGCACGGCUGGGACGAGGGCGAGAUGACCGUCGCCAUCCCCGAGGUCUUGCGCCCCUGGAUGGACGGCAAGGACAAGAUUGGGCCCCCCAAGCAUCGCCUCAGGUGA